Molecule: messenger RNA, 310 nt
Organism: Sinocyclocheilus rhinocerous
Lineage: Eukaryota; Metazoa; Chordata; Actinopteri; Cypriniformes; Cyprinidae
Product: glutamate receptor ionotropic, delta-1-like
Exons: 3
Source: RefSeq, a predicted model, not a curated record
UGGAGUGUCAAGAAAGUCAUACAUGAGGGUGUCUAGCCUGUACUUGUACGACAGUGUGCUGAUGUUGGCCAAUGCCUUCUACCGGAAAUUAGAGGACAGGAAGUGGCACAGCAUGGCCAGUCUGAACUGCAUGAGGAAGUCAACUAAACCCUGGAAUGGAGGCUGGUCCAUGCUAGACACAAUCCAAAAGGGGCGGAUUUCUGGGCUCACUGGUUUAAUGGACUUCCGAAGCAAUGGAGCGAACUCUCAUAUCCAGUUUGAGAUCCUAGGGACCAGUUACAGUGAGACAUUUGGAAAAGAUGUAAAGCGG